This is a messenger RNA of Dentiscutata heterogama, 1714 nucleotides long. NCBI's taxonomy places the organism in Eukaryota, Fungi, Glomeromycota, Glomeromycetes, Diversisporales, Gigasporaceae. The record is from the annotation of a GenBank genome assembly.
CCUUUAUCCAUUUUUUCCUUCUGCAACAACCACUAAUCAAACACAGGUUCCGCUCAGCAGACCACUUACCCGUCUUCAACGACUUCAUCACAAUUCAGUCGAUGAUGUGUCGUUAACACCCAGACAAACCGAUGCAAUAGCUCCCAAUAUGUUACGACGAAGUCGCACAAGAUCUUCUAGCUAUAAUGGACAUGAUACUGAUACAAUUAAUGGGUUAGAAGUUAAUAAUUCUAACAAUCGCCAUUCAUUGCCAACGGUAGAAACAGUGUUUGACGUGCGGCGUCCUCGUUCUAAUUCAGUGGAUGUGAUUCUAAAUAGUAAUUUGGGUGAUGAUAUAAUGAGAUCAAAUCUUCGUAUCUCUGAUCGCCCACGUCGAUCUAGCACCAAUCGAGGAUCAUCAUCUCGUCCAUAUUCAUCGUAUACAACAUCAUUAUCUAAUGCAUCUGAUGCUAAUCCAAAUUCAUCCACCGCUGGUACUCAAACAGAUUCUUCGACAGCAUCUCCCCAACGUUUGAGACGAAGAUUAACUCGAAUUUCUGCACGAAGAUUAUUUAAUGUGGGGGGACCUGAUACUGAAAGCAAUAAUGUUAAUAAUAAUAACGAAGAUAAUGAUGCAGAAAACCAGGUUUUGGGCCGUUUAUUAUCUAUGGCAGCGGCAGCAACAGCGAGAUCACUUGUUGAAAGUCAGGAAAAUGCAGUAAUUGAAGCCGAACGCGCUGCCAGUGAGGGGCAUGAUGGAAGCUUCGAAAGUUUUUUAGCUGCUUUGCAGAGAAGACGCCGUGAAGCUUCUAACAGACCUCCAAACCAAACAACGUCAUCGUCAACAUCUGAAGAACAAGUUUCAUCUGAUGGAAAUACACCUAAUCCACAGUCAUCUCAGCCAAUGUCAUUUUUCCGUUUGUUUCGAUUUGGUGGGCCUCGUGCUUCUUCAUCACAACAAAACUCAUCUACCGAAAUUACAUCAGAUCAAUCUUCAUCCACAACAGUAAACGAAUCUUCUAAUAAUGAAAAUAAUGGACCACAUAUGGUUCCUGUUAUCAUUAUUGGCAUCCGAAGUGUUCCUCCCAGAGAAGAUCCUACAAGUAACCUUCCACCGUCGCAACAGCCCGAAAUCAACAAUAACUCAACAACUGACACACGGAAUUCGCCUGGAAACCGAUCUACCAGGACUCGAUCCUCUUCAACAACUUCGAAUAGAACUGUGCCUGGGUCUACCGCAUCUACUGGAACUCAAACACCUCCUGCGCGAUCAUGGAUUAUUUACGUUUUAGGUGGUACAUAUCCUUCUACCCAUCCUCUCCUAACUACUCCAUCGUUAUUUUCUGAUAAUCCCACUUAUGAAGAUAUGGUGCUGUUAUCGUCUCUUAUUGGUCCAGCUCGACCUCCGACUACUACGCAAAGUGAGAUAGAUGCAAACUUACCUGUCGCAUUAUAUAAUGAAAGCAUUCGUGGUCUUAGCGAAUAUACUCUUUUGGGAAAUGCCGAAAAGUGCCAGGUCUGUUUGUGCGAUUACGUUACAGAUGAAGAAGUAAGAGUUCUAAAUUGUCGACACGGGUUUCAUCGGGAAUGCAUUGACAAGUGGCUAACUGAGGGGUCUAAUAAAUGUCCUAUCUGCCGAGGCAUAGGUGUUCCAUCUCGGGAAAAUGAAGUCAACAAUAAUAACGCUAUUCCAACUACUACACCUGGAUUAGGUCCCAUGGGCCCUUUCUUUUAA